This is a messenger RNA of Saccharomycodes ludwigii, 1737 nucleotides long. RefSeq lists its product as uncharacterized. The record is from RefSeq and is a predicted model, not a curated record. NCBI's taxonomy places the organism in Eukaryota, Fungi, Ascomycota, Saccharomycetes, Saccharomycodales, Saccharomycodaceae. The transcript has a single exon. Bases 1 to 1737 code for a protein of 578 amino acids.
AUGAUCAACAAAAUAGCUGUUAUUGGAGGUGGUCCUGGUGGAUUGAGCGCUUGUUAUGAGUUACAAAAAAAAGGGUUCACCAAUAUUGUUGCGUUUGAGGGGAAAUCUAAGUUAGGUGGUGUUUGGAGUGACAAUCCAGGUGAAUUUGACACAAAUAAAAAGUAUAUCGACGCAUUUAGCGAGUUGAAAAAUUUAAAUCUCAAAGAGUUCCCACAAGUCGAUACAGACCAUCUAUUUCAUUGGAAUUCUCCAUUAAUUACUGGUGAGCUAACAGAAAGAUUGGAUAAGGAAAAUAAUGGUAACGAAUACACCAUCGAUGAUCCCUUGAUUAUUGAUAAAAGGGAUAGAAGUUGCCAAGAAAGUCUUUUUUAUAACAAUAAAACUGGUAUUUACAAAGGGUUUUACAGUAAUGUUUCAAGAGAAUUAAUGAGGUUUACAACUGAUGUUAAUCCUCAAAGUUUUUAUAAAGGGGAUAUUAUCGAUAACAAAGACAUCAACCCAUUGAUUUAUUUAAAAGAAAUUCAGCAAAAUAUAGAAACAUUUAUAGAAAAGGAUGAUCUCAAGAAAUAUUACAGGUUCAAUUCUAGUGUAGAAAUGAUUCAGCCUAACAAUUCACAUCAGUGGAAACUUUACAUAAGAGAACUCUCCUCCGACGAAAAUGCCACUGUCGAAAAAUGGUAUACAGAGACUUUUGAUGCCGUAGUAAUUGCCAAUGGUUGGUGCCAAUUACCCUACAUUCCCUUUUACAUGUCUGGCGACUGGCAUGAAAUUCAUGAAUACAACAAAAAGUUUCCAGGGAAAAUGUUUCAUGUUCGCGAUAUCGAUUUUUGGGAACAGAAUGUACUACCGGCUAUGUCCAAAAAUAGUGAUACAAAUAGGAAAUUGAAUAUUUUGAUUAUUGGCAAAAGUUUUAGUGCAAUGGAUGUUUUAAAAAGGGUUAAAGAAUUUUCCCUUGAGGAAAAGAGAGAUGUGAAUGUUUACUUGUCCUAUAAUAAAGCACCAGAGUUGGACGACACUGGGCAGAACCCGUUCUAUUGGUUUGAUGAAUGGUUAUUGACUGCACAAAAAGAGGGUAAAAUUCACUUGAAACCUAAAAUUGAAAAAUUCGUUUGUACUGAACAAGAAAAUGGCGUGAAAUUCAUAGGUGAUGAUGAUCUUUAUAGUGAUUGGGAUAGCAUUGUUUUUGCUACUGGCUAUUUACGUAGCUUCCCGUUCUUAGCGCCAAUAAUUAGACAAAAUUACAAGAUCUUCAUGUCUCCGGAUCCCAGAACAAAACAUACAUCAAACAUUUCAAGGGUAACUGGAUUGUAUUUGCAUACUUUUUCAAUUGCAGAUCCGACACUAGCGUUUGUUGGUAUUUCAAGUAAUGCAAAUUUUCAAUCUUUCCAGUUGUCAGCCAAGACUAUUAGCGAUGUUUGGCAUAAGUUUAACAAAUUGUUUAACAAUCCCGAAAUUACUAAAGAUCCACCAUACUAUGAUAAUAUUUGGUAUAACAUAUUGCCGUCAAUUAAUGAUCAAUUAGAAUGGUCGAGAAAAGUGUUAGCUUUAAAGGGUAAUUCAGGUGCCUUUCAUUUUAUGUAUCCAUUCGAUGUUUUACAAGAAUAUUGGCUUAAUGAUUGUGAAAAAUUGUUUGAAUCAGAUUUUGAGCAACCUCUCUUCCCAGAAAAUACUCAGACCUUGUAUAAAUAUAGUGUGGGAAGAUUAAAAGAAAUAUUUUUACAAACAAUGAAUAGGUAG